AAAUACUGAGGGCAGUUUUGGGUGCGUUUGAGAAUGUUUUCAUUCUAAACAGCAAAGUUUUGGUAUUUUGUUGGCGAUAGAGGCGCACUAUAGAAACUAUAGUUAAGUCGCCCGUUUUCUCCGCACGAUCUCAGCCUCCGAUGUAAACAACAGCAGGCGCCAAAGACGACGGACAACCGGAUCUAGCGGUGACUCAAGCCGCCUUUUACGCCGGACAGAGCAGGGUUAAUCAAACAGGCGUCAGGCUGGGCACCGAGGGCCGUGAACGACCGCGCCGCGCCGGGGGCAGAGGGGCAGGGCGACGCGCCUGGCGCACGCCGCCCCCGGAGCGCUCCCGUCCCACAAUGCACCGCACAGGGGGCUCCGGAGCUGGAAGGCUGCCUCUGUCAGCGGGGCUGUUCGGCGCAGAAACGUUCACCCCUCGGAUCAUGUAUGCCAGCCGGCGCCACUAAGGCAGCACAGCGGGUCCUGACGUUCUUGUGUCCCAGCACUGAGCAUGAAUCUCGAGAAGCUGCAGGGGGUGCUACUGAAGGGCAGUGGGACACUGGACCUACACCCAUCCUCCAGAGUCCUGGGGUCACCCGGGGUCAAUGGGAGGCAAGCGGUUCGAGAGGGAAGACCCGGGGGGGCGUUGGUGGAGAUGCCACUAGGUGAGCGGGCCUUGACUCACCACACCUUACUGCCCGAGGAAGAGGAUGAGGAGGAUGAACUGGGGGGUGCUCCACUUCCCACCCAUGACCUUAUCCCACACGAUGAGUUGAUGGUGCACGAGGAGACGGUGAAAAACGACGCAGAGGAGGAUCCAGAACUUUCCCAACGGAUUUCUCACAGGCUUCCGUACACCCUCCAUCUGCCUGUGAACAUCAAACAGGAAGUGAACGUGCCCGACGCAGCUGCACACCCAAAGAAAGAGAAGAGGCAGAUGAGAGACCUCGGUGACGCUCCUAAGAAGAAGAAAAGGAAACACAGAUCUCCCACUAAGAUCCUUACCAUUAAUGAGGAUGGCUCACUGGGACUUCAGAGCCCCAAGUCUCACGUGUGCGAACACUGCAGUGCUGCCUUCAGGACCAACUACCAUUUACAGCGUCAUUUCUUCAUCCAUACGGGCGAGAAGCCGUUUCAGUGCAGCCAGUGUGACAUGCGUUUCAUCCAGAAGUACCUGCUGCAGAGACAUGAGAAGAUCCAUACAGGUGAGAAGCCAUUUCGCUGUGAUGAGUGUGGGAUGAGGUUCAUCCAGAAGUACCAUAUGGAAAGGCACAAGAGAACCCACAGUGGGGAGAAGCCCUAUCAGUGCAACUACUGUCACCAGUUCUUCUCCAGGACUGACCGGGUUCUGAAGCACAAGCGAAUGUGUCAUGAGAACAGAGAGAGAAAGGCCAGCAAGGCAGCCAAGGAUGGCCUGGCAGGUAAUCAGGAAGACCUGGGCUUCACCUUCCCCUCGAAGGAGAGUUCCCUGCCAAAAAGGAAGCGGCAGAAGUCCAGCGAGAAACUCCGAGUUCAGGUGCCAGCAGCCGAGAAAGUGGCAGCUGAGGACAACGCCGAGUCCAGGCAGGGCAGAGCCGAAUGCCUGCCGCUGUACCCCAUGACUUCCAAGGUGAAGGAUGAGUACAUGGUGGCGGAGUAUUCUGUGGAGCUCCCCCACCAGCCGCUAGAUAGCCGGCAGUCAGGGGGGUCCUCGGAAGAGAUUAACCCCCCAAAACUUGUUUUGAAGAAAGUCACCGGCAAAAGGAACCAGAAGCAGCCAGAGAUACAACCGCAGGAUCUUUCUCCCUUGUCGUCUUUUGAGGACGGCAAAGUCACCAGAUACAGCUUUGAGCUUGUGGACAAACCAGGACUUCUGGACACCGAGUGCAACACGGACCUCGACCCUGUCGACACGCUUCCAGGGGAGACGAGCAAGCCUGUUUCCAGCAGCACCAACUAUGACGAUGCCAUGCAGUUCUUGAAAAAGAAAAGGUACUUGCAAGCGGCCACGGCCAACAAUAGCCGAGAUUAUGCAUUAAACGUCGGGAGCAUCGCAUCACAGCCAUCAGUCACCCAGGCAGCUGUUGCUAGUGUCAUAGACAGCAACGUUCCCGCCACUAUUCUGGACACCCAGACCUUGAAUGUGGAAAUGAAGCCUGGCAGCGAUAAGAAUGUCCUCCCAGAUGAAGUCCUUCAAACGCUUCUGGAUCACUACUCAAAUAAGACCAAUGGCCAGCAGGAAAUAUCAUUCAGCACAGCAGACACAGAAGUGACCUCCAGCAUAUCUAUCAACUCCUCGGAUGUAUCUGAGGGGAGUCAGGCAGAAGCUAUAAGCACGACCCCCCAGGCACCCCCUGUGGAGAAGGCCAGCAUGCUGCAGGAGUACUCAAAGUUUCUUCAGCAAGCAUUGGAAAGAACCAGCCAGAAUGACACGUAUUUGAACAAUCCAAGUCUCCCCUUUGUGACUGAAGGUCAGAGUCUGUCAAGUCAGCCUUUGUUUUCCACUCUUGAUAAAUUCAGCUCCACCAGCCGGUUUCGCUUAGGGAUGAACUCUCCCCUGAGAUCCUCGGAGAAAUCUCAUUUUGGCCUUCUGGUUGGAGAUUCCCAGCACUCUUUUUCAUUUUCAGGAGACGAAACCAACCCUUCCACUGUCUCCCCAACGGAGGACUUUCUUGAGCAGGUGACCUCGAAAAAGGCAGAUACGUUCCCAAUGGGCACCUUUGAGCAGAACUUCAGAUCACAAUUCCCAAGCACGCGAGCUACAAUCUCUGCCCAGUUCAGCUCUGCCAACGGUCAAGUGAAUGUGCGUGGUCAUGGGAGUACGGACUUCCCGGAGUUUCCUCUGGUUAGCGUAACCGAAACUAGGACUGCGCUGACUUCAUCUCCUGAUGACACGAGCAGUCAAACGUUUGGCUGAAGAGAAACAACGUUCCCCCUCUUUUGAAAGGCACUUUAUAUCCUUUGUAUUCUGCCAAUCUGUACUGCACUGUAAAGGCUGUUCUCCUUAUGAUGAAUCCAUUGCAGUUUACCGAGAUGGAUUUGUACAUUAGUGUGUACAGAAACACACAGAAUAUACAUGUAACUGUAUGUGUGUGAGUACAAUACAAAACCUAUAUAUACUUCCAUGUUACAGUCUUUAAAAUGAUAAACUCUGAUAAUGUUUAGACUUUUAUAGUUCAGCACCUUAUGAAAUUCAAAGAAAAUAACAUUUUCCUAGAGAAUGUGAUGUAUAAUAAUAAUUACAUUAGGUCGUAAAGCGGUGUUGUAAUCAGGUCAGAGUUGGCUAUAGAAUACAAUAUGGUCUUUCCUCAUGAUCAGGAGGUGAUAUGAGGACAUAUUGAGACACUCUGUCCUGUGAAAAAAUCUCAUCACCAUCAUUUUCUUGUUUAUUUUUAAAUACUGGGGAAUAGGUCUUUUUCACUUUAAUCCACACUUAAGUUUUCAUGUUUUUGUUUUUGAGAACGCUUAAUAUUCAUCUCGAGUCUAAUGAAAGGGACCUGCUCAUUGUUGAGUAAUGAGUUAAGUUAGGUUCACACACAGUACUUCACUCCUGUAAAGAAGGCAACGCAGGGAUGAAUGCAAUUAUUUUUCCUCGCCAUGGGAGCGGCAUCUACAAUGCUCACUUUCUGUCAUUAAACAGGUUGCCUUUUGUGGAGGUUAUGGAUUUGUUAUCGGUUCAUUUUAAAGAAACUUAAUUUUUGUUUUUUGCAGAUUAGGUUUUUAAACCUACAUUUAAUAUUUUUAUUUGAAUCAUUUUGCCAAUGGAAGGGGUGUAUUGAUUCGUUUUUUUAUCGAGAGAACCCUUUGCGAGUAACAGAAUGGCGUAAUUAGGAACUGAAAUCCAAAUCAUAACCUGAAAAUGAUUUUGCUGUAUUUGCACAUUGAACUGAGCACUCUGAUGCUGUUGAUUCUAAAAGUUUGAUAUUUGAGGAUGGGAGCGUUUGUGAAUAUUUACUAUAAGCGAUCAUAUUUUAGAAGCGAUGCCAAACGCUUUUUUUGAGUUUGGUAAUUCGGAAAAAGGGACUGGAAUCUUGUAAACCGUGUGGUGUGAUAUAGCGAGAGAUACGAGUGUAGUAGACAGUGAAAAUCUCCAGCAUACCUAUAAAAUAACAGGUUCCCUCCAGGAUCUCACAAUCCUACUUAUUGUACUUAAAUCCAUUUCCUUUUUCAGAUAGUGUACAUAGGAUGAAAUACCUAUAUAAUAACAGUAAAAUGAAAUAUCGACUUGAUAAGAACCUGCAUAAAUAAGUUUAAACAUUGGUAUUUGACUUGCCAGAUGAAAGUGCAUUCAAGUAUUUAUAUUAAUUCUUUUAAAAAUAUAUUUUGUUGUAUUAAUCUCCCAUUGGUGCCUUUGCCUACAUGCAUAACAUAUAUAGUCAUGCAUCUCUUACAUGUUGUGAAGGAGACUCCACAGAGUGAGGGAAGAUGAACCCGAAAGCUCCGUACACACUUUCAGAUUAAUUUGGCAAGUAGCAUCAGGCAAACGUGUCUUUAUUGUAGUUUCUGUCGUGAUAAAAAUCCAGCUUAUGAGUGUCUCAUGUGGCAGAUUGAUAAUCGGAAAAGCACUUUGUGAGUUGUUCAUUAUGUUGGAAUAUGAUUAAAAUGGAGUGAAAUUGAUUUGCUUAAAACUGAGAUUAAAGCAUCAUUUAAAUUAUUAAAUUGUGGCAGAAACAAAUGCUACAUUUUCAUUUGAUUUAUCCCUAACUCUAAAAUGAUUUUUCCUCUAAGAGUGUGAUCCAGUUUCUGUAUCCGUUAUACAUUUUAAGUGUAUAAUGAUUUUUAUUGCUUUUGGUAUUGUUUCAGUUACAUAAAGAAUAUAAAGAAGAGUAUAUAUUGCAAAUUUAGAGAAACUGUAACCCCAAUAUCAGUCCCAGUAAAAUUAUUAUUAUGAAAAUGCAGUUAUUGGGUAUUUGAACUACUUUGUCAUUUGUUGCUUAAAUGCACAUUUAUCCUGUCCUGUUUUGCUCUGAAUUGUAAAUGCUUUUGUAUCCCCCAGCUUUUUAUUAUUAAUUUGUCAUGGACUGUGGCAGUUUAAAUUUCCAAAAGUCUUUCAACAACUACUGGAAUCAGCUCUGAUGCUUCUAUUUUUAGUUUUACUUGUGUAAAUCUGUAUUUUUAGUUAAGGCGUAAAUCUCUCCAGACAAUCAAGGAUGAGCACUUGUCCUGUGUCACCUGUUCUUCCUUAUCCUUCCAGUACAUUCCUCUUAUUUUAUAGAUUGAUGAGUGUUUUGGUGUAAAGCUGUGCCUGCCAGUUAUAAAUAAGGUGUAUUUUGAAUUGUGUAACUUUCGUUUCUGUAAAGCAGACAUACAGCUUUGGCAUUUUCAGCAUAUUUUCAGUUUAUGGGCAGGAAUGUUUAAUAUGUUCAGUAGAUGCUUUGCAAUGAGACACUUCAAAUUAAAUUUCACUGAUUUUUCUAUUGGCCAAAAAUCACAAUAAAACUUUUGCAAUAUUUUGGGGACUAUUUGAGGUUUUUUUUUUUUUCCUUGGUAAAGGUUCCCAAAGUAUUAUGUAUGCGGCGUACUACAUGAUUUUAGUAUGUCAUCAUGAAAUGUAAUAUUUUGUGUAUUCUGGACAUCAGUAAUUCAACAAUGACAAAAUCUGGGGUAAAAUAAUGUUUUGAAUAAGGAUAUAUUUGCAUAUACGGUUGGAGAUGGUGCAUUUAGCUUCAUUGAUCAAAUUGCUUUGGGCAAGCUAUGCAUGUACUCCAUAAUCAGUUUCAGUACAUAUAUUUUCAUGUAACGAUUUUCUGUAUUUGAUGCAUUUCAGUAGAAGCAGAUCUGGAAAGAUCCCGUGUAAAACUUUGUGAAAAUCAGACUGCAUAUUGUUUUGAUUGUGUGUGUUCACUUCUCCUUAAAUACCUGUGAUUUAUAAUUUGCUAAUUUCUACAUGUGAGUUUCAUGUAUGACUAAAGUUAGAGCUAAUGGUACAGAAAUUGUUUUUAUGGGAGUUUUAAGCAAUCUUAACAUCUGAGUGUUAUUUAAAUUCUUUAAGAAAGAAAAUGCAUUUCCUAAGGGCUAUGGAGAAAUCUGAGUAGAUUUAAGACAAAUCAUUUUUUUUUUUCCUGCUUUCGUGUUCUCUGCAUCUUCGAGGCACACCUAAUGACAGCUCUAUACAUUUUGCUGGUGAUGUCUUUUAAUAUGAACAGGAUGACUGCAGGUGUCCGUUUAAGUUUGAAGCUGUAGCCAAAUUAGAUGUACUUCAAUAAAAUACUAUCAAUAUGAA
Molecule: messenger RNA, 6187 nt
Organism: Paramormyrops kingsleyae
Lineage: Eukaryota; Metazoa; Chordata; Actinopteri; Osteoglossiformes; Mormyridae
Gene: znf148
Product: zinc finger protein 148
Biological process (GO): regulation of transcription by RNA polymerase II
Molecular function (GO): RNA polymerase II cis-regulatory region sequence-specific DNA binding; DNA-binding transcription factor activity, RNA polymerase II-specific
Source: RefSeq, a predicted model, not a curated record